Molecule: messenger RNA, 11522 nt
Organism: Myxocyprinus asiaticus (Chinese sucker)
Lineage: Eukaryota; Metazoa; Chordata; Actinopteri; Cypriniformes; Catostomidae
Product: neuron navigator 3-like
Exons: 43
Coding region: 1-7143 (2380 amino acids)
Biological process (GO): nervous system development; neurogenesis
Molecular function (GO): ATP hydrolysis activity; protein binding; ATP binding
Source: RefSeq, a predicted model, not a curated record
AUGCCGGUGGUUGGCGUUGCAUCGAAACUACGGCAACCAGCUGUGGGGUCUAAACCCAUUCACACUGCACUGCCCAUCCCCAACCUAGGGAGGAGCAGCAUGGCACAUGGACUGGCACCCAGGAGCUCGGAGCUCAGGAGCUCACAGACUUCCAUGCUCUCCUGUCAGCUGUCACUCAAGACAGAGAUCCAGGAUAGGAGGAUGGCCCAGGCUCCAACUCUGACUUUAGCACGCAGCAGCAGAGAGGCAGAGGAGAGUAAGAUCUGCAAGAUCUAUACUGAUUGGGCAAACCAUUACUUGGCCAAGUCCAGCUGCCCGAGGCUUAUUAAGGACCUGACACAGGACAUACCCGAUGGAGUUCUGCUGGCAGAAAUCAUCCAGAUAAUAGCUAAUGAGAAGGUUGAAGAUAUUAACAGUUGCCCCAAGAGUCAUUCUCAAAUGAUUGAGAAUGUGGAGGCUUGUCUGAAUUUCAUAGGGGCCAGAGGAGUCAGUGUCCAAGGGCUCUCAGCUGAAGAGGUGUGUAAUGGGAAUCUGAAGAGCAUCCUGGGUCUGUUCUUCAUCCUGUCCCGCUACAAGCAGCAACAGCAGCACCAGCAGCAGUACCUGCAGUCAUUAGUGGAGCUCCAGCAGCACGUCACACAUCAGACCACUGGGGCGGCGCCAGCGAGCCAGCACAAAACACAAGACAUGCAGUCCAGUCUCACCGCACGAUACACUACAAGUCCACCAGGUCACAGUGGAAUAGCAGCCCCUCAGAAGAAAAACACAAGGUUACCAGGCCCCUCUAGAGUCCCCGCUGCAGGCAGCGGCAGUAGCAGUAAAGGCCACGGCUCUUCUAACCUGAAUCGAAGGAGCCAGAGUUUCAACAGUAUCGACAAGAGCAAACCACUCCAGUAUGCUAGUGGCAAUGACAGAGAGUUGGUGAAGGGCAUCCCUCUGCCAGGCAGCAUGAACGGCAGUGGCUCUGUGCCCUCUAGCACCAGCGGGCAGCAGCUGGCCUCUGCCAUUCCCUCUCCCACUGCUGGCAAGACCUGGCGUAGCAAGUCCAUGAACAUGAAGCACAGUGCCACCUCAUCCAUGCUGGCCACCAAGCCGCCCAGCCCAACCACCUCCCCGACCCCGCCUUCCUCAUCAGAUCGCCUACGACCGCCCAUUACAGAUGCUUCCAAAUCAGCCCCAGGCAACCAGCGUUCCAUGCUGGAGACGUUCCGCCUCAUCAAUCCUCGCUCCUCAUCCAGAACUUCGCCUUCGGUGGCUGAGAUGUCUCUUCAAGAGGAAGACGAUCUGUCAGAGUAUGGAGACGAUGGGGUCUGCAGUCCUACACCACCCUGCGGGAUCUCGAAACAGCAGGGAAAAUCCUCCACACCUUCCUUUGCACCCCCAAGCAAGAGUGUAGCCGCCACCAACAACUGCAAGAACCAUAAUAAUAAGUUGCUGCCACAGCCCAAAGAUAAGGAGGACAAGAACAAGACAAAGAGCAAAGCCAGCACACCACCCAAAGAGGAACCAGUAAUAGUGGAGUCUGCUAAGAAAGGCUCCAAGAUCGCCAGCCUCAUCCCAAAAGGGAACAAAGCAUCUUCAGCCUCGGCCAAGAAAGAAAGCGCUAUUCUCUCCUCCAGUGGCAUUCCCAAGUCCAGUCUGAAGGCUCCAAUGGCGACAGCCAAGUCUGCGGGAACACAAUCUAGUGUACCUUCAACUGGUGGUGAAAAGACCAAACUAAGCAAAGGUGGUCAGUCUCUAUAUAUGCAGAGAUCUUUAGGAGGGUUGGAAAAUCGUAAGACCAGCAUGGUGUCCUCAACCAGUACUUCGGCACUUUCUGGAUCCGCUGCUUCUCACGCACUGGGAGGAUGUGGGGCACUGGGGGGUAACGGGGCCGUACAUCUGCCACAGCAGCAACAGCACAACCACCCUAACACUGCAACAGUCGCCCCCUUCAUGUACAGGACGUACUCAGAAAGCGACUGUACAACUGUGGUCCCCCCUGAACCGUGUCUCAGUCCCACAAAAGACCUGGUCUACAGCAAGACCGCCAAACAGUGCCUGGAGGAGAUCUCAGGGGAGGAUCCAGAAACCAGACGGAUGCGUACAGUCAAGAACAUUGCUGAUCUGAGACAGAAUCUAGAAGAAACCAUGUCUAGUUUACGUGGGACGCAGAUUAGCCACAGUACCCUAGAGACAACAUUUGACACCACAGUAACCACAGAAGUGAACGGUCGUGGCCUUCCCGCCCUCUCGAGUCGCUCUUCCACCAUGGCUUGGCGUCUGGGCCAAACAUCGAGCCCUCGUCUGCAGGCCGGUGAUGCCCCUAGUUAUGCCCCGCCCAGAUCCAGUGCUGGCACCACUGGUCGCUAUGGUGACCCCUCAAGGUUGGUGUACACCACCCCCCAGAGGAGAGCGACCGCCUCAGGGGUCAGAGGGUCAGAGCCAGGGGAGAAAGGCGGGAUUUCAGAGGUGGCGCCAGAGGUGGACAUGACAGGAUAUGGGAGUGAUGGAGACAUAUUGGCCAAAAAUGUACAUGCAGAUGACAUCAGUGGGUAUCACACAGACGGAGGUCUUUAUUCUCGGAACGUGGAUCUUUACUCUCGAAAUGUGGAUCGUCCUCCUGAAUUGAUGCCCACUAGAGAAGUCAUCCAAAAAGGGGUCAAAGAGAUGCAAGGGGAGGACAGUUGGGAUGACAGUAGUUCUGUCAGCAGUGGUUUGAGUGACACUUUAGACAAUAUUGGGACUGACGAUCUGAAUCCAUCCUCCUAUUCCGGCAUUUCACCGCGCAAGAGCAAAGCAGCACAGUCACAUAAAGACGCACACAGACACACUGAGCAGGAUGGCAGUAGCUGGGCUGGUGCUGAAGAUCUGAAGAAGGUGGAUGAAGAGAUGGAACCAGGGAUAGACCCUUCCGGUUCCUGGAGGAGAGGCAUGAGUGCCCAGGUUGGCAUCACGCCACCACGGACCAAAAGCACAUCCACCUCCCUCAAAACACCAGGCAAAACAGAUGAUGCCAAGGCAUCCGAGAAGGGCAAGGCCUCGUCUAAGAGUCCCAGCAUCCAGCGCUCACCAUCGGAUGCGGGUAAGAGCAGUGGAGAUGAGGGGAAGAAGCCACCCUCAGGCAUCGGACGGCCACCAACCACCAGCUCUUUCAGCUUUAAGAAGAUCCCAGGGCCAGCAGGGGCCCUUAUCACAGCCAGCGGGGCCACUCUGGCCAGUGGCUCUGCGACUUUAGGCAAGGUACCUAAGUCUGCAGGUAUCGGGAAGGGCACUAGUGUCGGCAAUGGGCGGAAGACGAGUCUUGACGGUGCUCAACACCAAGAUGACGUUGUCUUGUUAGGCUGUGGCGGCUCAAAGGUUCCCCUCCAGUACCGCUCCUUGCCCAGACCGGCAAAGUCAUCUAGCGGGGGUAGCAGUGUAGUGGGCCGCAGUGGGCAUCGUUCCAGUUCCAGCAGUAUUGACUCAAAUGUAAGCGGAAAGUCUGCAGGAGGAAGUGGAGGAGUUGGAGCAACCACAAACAGCACAAAGAGAAGAGACACUGGUAAAGUAGGGUCGGGACGCUCUAGUCCCGUCACCAUCAACCAGACGGAUAAGGAAAAAGUGGCGGGGUCCGAUCAAGAGGGAACGGGGCUGUCCACCUCCCCCAAAUCCAGUCCCACUUCCACCCAAUCUGGACUCAGACAGCCAGGCUCCAAAUAUCCAGACAUCGCAUCCCCCACAUUCCGCAGGUUGUUUGGCAGUAAGGCCAGCAGUAAACCCAGUUCACCUGGCACCCCUGACUCUGGUAAAUGCCCAUCAGCACUGGGCAGCCCUCAUGGCACACUGGCACGACAGGCCAGCCUUGACUCGCCCUCCUCAGGAACAGGUAGUCUGGGCAGCAUGGGUGGGCAGAGCGGAGGCAGCAGCCCACUAUAUGGCAAAACACCUGACCUAGGCACAGACUCCCCGGCUUCAAGUCCGGCAUCAGGCCUCUCUCUGCCCUCUAAUGCCCGCCCGUGGCCUCCGAACCUCAGCAGCUCCUCUGCUGGCAGUAAAGACACCCUGAGCUGCCACAGUAUGACCAGCUUACACACAAGCUCUGAGUCCAUCGACCUGCCACUCCCACAUUACCACGGGCCAAAGGUCACCCGCACAGGCAGUGUCAAGUCAACCCUAUCUGAAGGCAUGCCUCUUGACAGAAAUACUCUGCCCAAAAAAGGAUUAAGGUACCCUCCCUCCUCCAGACAGACAUCACAUGAAGAGGGGAAGGAAUGGUUACGUUCACACUCCACAGGAGGUCUGCAGGACACAGGAAGUCCACUUUCACCACCGGGCACAACAAGCACUAAUGCUGGCAAAUACCACUAUUCAAACCUCCUGAGCCCCACCAGUAUAUCGCAGUUCAAUCUUCCUGGCACCAGUAUGAGCCGGUCUAAUAGUAUUCCAGCGCAGGACUCAUUUGAGCUGUACGAGGAGGGGCACACUUUGGGCGGCAGUGCCACCUCACUAGAAGAGCGGCCACGUGGCAUGAGUCGAUCCAACUCCUUCAGAGACAGCACCGAUGAAGUCCAUGGCUCCUCUCUGUCUCUGGUCUCGAGCACGUCGUCUUUGUACUCUGCGGUGCUGGCCUUUUUAGACAAGACAGAGGAGAAGGCACACUGCGAGGGCCAAACAGUGCAAAAUACAACGCAAAUCAGAAAACUGCGGCGAGAGCUGGAUGCUUCCCAGGAGAAAGUGGCAACCCUGACCUCUCAGCUGGCGGCCAAUGCACACCUGGUGAUGGCGUUCGAGAAGAGUCUAACGAACAUGACCUGUCGCUUGCAGAGUCUAACCAUGACAGCAGAGCAAAAGGAGUCCGAGCUGGCGGAGUUGAGAGAGACCAUCGAGGCUCUGAAAACUCAGAACACUGAUGCCCAAACGGCCAUUCAAGUGGCUCUCAAUGGCCCCGAUCAUGUUCAUAAAGCAGACCUGCGGAUCCGUCGACAGCACUCGUCAGACAGUAUGUCCAGUAUUAAUAGUGCAGCUAGUCACUCCAGCAUGGGCAGUGCUAAAGAUGUAGAUGACAAGAAGAAAAAGAAGAAAAGCUGGGUGGCUGAUUCCAUCCCUGCCCAGUUGCGGAGCUCCUUCAAGCAGGCCUUCAGCAAGAAAAAGACCAACAAGCCCCAAUCGUCUCACGAUGAAAUCGAGGAGAUGACUGACUCCUCACUCCCGUCUUCACCCAAACUACAACACACUAACAGACAGACCAGCACCCACCAACCACUGCGCUCCUCACCGUCCACCACAGAAAAGAGUUUUUGCGAUAGCAAGGCCUCCCCCAUUUGGAUGGCAAAGAAAAAGUCAAACGGUCAUGUGGUCUACAAGCACAGAUCUCGAUUGUGUGAAUGUACAGAGGCUGAGGCGGAGAUUAUCCUGCAGCUGAAGAACGAGCUGAGAGAGAAGGAGCUGAAGCUCACUGAUAUCAGACUGGAGGCGUUAAGCUCCGCCCACCACCUCGACCAGAUACGAGAGGCCAUGAACCGCAUGCAGAACGAGAUUGAGCUGCUGAAGGCUGAGAAUGACAGACUAAAGUCCAGCGGCAACACCACCCCUGCGGCCACACCUGCUAAAAUGGCUCGCCCCCCUUCAGAAACCUCCAGCACCUCCUCCUCUUCCUCACGCCAAUCUCUUGGGCUGUCACUAAACAACCUCAACAUCACCGACACCAUCAUGUCAGAUAUUCUGUUGGAUGACAGCUAUGAGGGCAACCUACGCAAAGAAGGCAGGAGCGUCCGUAUAGUGGUCACCAUCAAUAGCGACUUCAACAAGACCAAGGCUAUGCAGAAGAAAGAGUAUCUGAUUGGCUCCAUUGGUGUCAGCGGAAAGACCAAGUGGGACGUGUUGGACGGCGUCAUCCGACGACUGUUCAAGGAGUAUGUGUUUCGUGUGGACCCACUGACCAGUCUGGGCCUGAACUCAGAUAGUAUAGUGUGCUACAGGAUGGGUGAUGUGGUCCGAUCUCACGCCUGUGAGGUGCCUGAGCUGCUUCCCUGUGGAUACCUAGUGGGCGACCACAACAUCAUCACAGUCAGCCUCAAAGGUGUGAAGGAGGGAAGUAUAGAUGAUCUGGUGUUUGAUACUCUCAUCCCUAAACCCAUCAUUCAACGCUAUUUAAACCUUUUGAUGGAGCAUCGCCGUAUCAUCCUCUCAGGUCCCAGUGGAACGGGAAAAUCCUACCUAGCCACUAAACUAGCUCACUUUAUCAUCUCUAAGACUGGACGAGAGGUUACUGACACUAACUUGGCCAGCUUCAAUGUGGACCAGAAGUCCAGCAAGGAUCUUCGCCAGUACCUCUUUAGCCUAGCCGAGCAGUGCAACACAGAGGUUUGUGAGACUGAGUUGCCCACUGUAGUUAUUCUGGAUAACCUCCAUCAUAUUGGCUCUCUCAGUGACAUUUUCAAUGGAUUCCUCAACUGCAAAUACCACAAAUGCCCGUAUGUCAUAGGAACUAUGAAUCAGGGUGUGUCUUCGUCUCCAAACCUGGAGCUGCAUCAUAACUUUAGGUGGGUGCUUUGUGCCAACCACACUGAGCCAGUGAAGGGCUUCCUGGGUCGCUUUCUGCGAAGGAAACUAAUUGAAACAGAGAUCGCUAAGAAUAUGCGCAGUAACAACCUCAUCAAAAUCAUCGACUGGAUCCCUAAAACCUGGCAACACCUCAACACCUUCCUAGAAGCUCAUAGCUCCUCAGACGUCACCAUUGGUCCUCGGCUGUUCUUAUCCUGUCCAAUGGAUGCGGACGACUGUCGUGUGUGGUUUACCGACCUGUGGAACUACUCUCUUGUGCCAUAUCUACUGGAGGCAGUAAGAGAAGGGCUACAGCUGUAUGGGAAGAGGGCGGCAUGGGAGGACCCUUCUAAAUGGGUGAUUGACAACUACCCCUGGAGCUCUGCCUCCCUGCAGCAUGAAGGCCAAUCACUGCUGCAGCUGCGGCCAGAGGAUGUGGGCUAUGAUGGCUUUAGUUCCUCUAAAGACGGAGCCGCUUCCAAACAAGUAUCUCAGAGCGACACAGAGGGAGAUCCACUGAUGAAUAUGCUGAUGAGGCUACAAGAAGCUGCUAACUACUCCAGCGCCCAGAGCUGUGACAGCGACAGUGCCAGUCACCAUGAUGACCUGUUGGACUCCUCAUUGGAGUCUGCCCUGUAAGCCCCACCCCAUUAGAAGAGGAAUUCUUCUGAUUGGUUUAAAAGCAGAGAGAGAUGGGCCGACAGGACUUGUGGUUAUGAGGCUUAUUAAAGGCCUGUGGAGGAGAUUUGACACCUGAAGAGGUGAAAGGAUACAGCGUCCAGGAUACAGAUGAAAUGGUGCUGGUGGCACAACACACUGGCAAAGUGUGUGUGUGCUUAUUACUUUUAAAAACAAUGAAAUAUAGUUUGUUGGGUUCUGGAGGUUAAAUAUGUUUACAAAGGCAGGUGUCUACUUCCACUGAGGUGCAACAAUCUAAAGGGCAACAUUCUGCAUUCUGACCUCAGUCAAUACAAUCGGUGCUGCCGUGGUGCCAAAACCAGCAAUCAUCUGGUUUACACUCAUCUCGCCAGCACCAUUCAUGAAACGCCUCUAGCCGACACGCACAAAUGUGCAUUGUGUCAUUACCGCUACUGUGAAAUCAUACGCAAAUGUGCAAAUCUCCACCACUCGAUUCACUGCCAAGCGUAUGGUGACCUACAGCACUCUUAAACCAACGAUUGCGGCUUACACACCGUUACAUACAGUAGUCUUUCCUUCUACCCCAUGGCCGUGUGCGUAGUUUCUUCUCCUCUCUACAGGUAUGAGGCGAUUGCUUGUUGGAGGGGGUACUAGCUUUGUCAGAAAAAAGGCCAGAACAUGGUGCUUUCUUGCCAGCAUGAUCUCAUGAAAAUUGCAUGACUGUGGCAAUAUUUUUGCAAAAUGAUAUUACAUGGUUCCUUGCACAUAUUGCAGAAGUUGCAAGGUGAAAUAUCCACUGCGUGGUGCUAAAAGUAAGGUAUUUUUUCUCCCAAACAGAUGAUGUUUAAGGGUAAUACUCAACUGAGUUUUAAAUCAACAAAACCUACAUCCCUACCAUAAACCUUAAACCUAACAGACAUUGUUAGAAAAAGCAAAUAUGUGAUGAAAAACAAAUGAGGUUUCGAAAGGUAAUACUCAAUCGAGUUUUAAAUCAACAAAACCAACCUCCCUACCCUAAACUUUAAACCCUAACCAAACAGAUAGUGUCAGAAACAGCAAAUAUGAGAUGAAAAUAGAUUAGGUUUUAAAGGGUAUUACUCAGUAAAAUUUUAAAUCAACAAAACCAACCUCCCUACCCAAAACUUAAACCUAACAGAUAGUGUGAGAAACAGCAAAUAUGAGAUGAAAACAAAUGAGGUUUUAAAGGGUAAUACUCAAUCGAGUUUUUAAUCAACAAAACCAACCUUCCUAUCCUAAACCUUAAACCUAAACCUAACAGAUAGUGUCAGAAAAAGCAAAUAAGAGAUGAAAAAAGAUGAGGUUUUGAAAGGUAAUAAUCGAGUUUUAAAUCAACAAAAUCGAUCUCCCAGUCCCAACCCUAAACCUUAAAAUUGAGUGGUGGUGGUGUAGUGGGCUAAAGCACUGAACUGGUAAUCGGAAGAUAAUUGGAAGGUUGCUGGUUUGAUCCCCACAGCUACCACCAUUGUGUCCUUGACUUUUGUGUCCAACUCCAGGUUGCUCCAGGGGGAUUGUCCCUGUAAUAAGUGCACUGUAAGUUGCUUUGGAUAAAAGCGUCUGCCAAAUGCGUAAAUGUAAUAAUUGAGUUUUAAAUCAGCAAAACCAGCCUCCUUACCCUAAACCUUAAACCUAACAGAGUGUCAAAAAAGAAAAUAUGAGAUGAAAAACAAUCUGGGUUUUGAAAGGUAAAGCUCAAUCGAGUUUUAAAUCAACAAAUCUGACCUCCCUACCCUAAACCUUAAACCUAAACCUAACAGAUAGUGUCAGAAAAAUCAAAUGUGGGCUGAAAAGCCAAAUUGCUGGAAUGUCAUUUUGUGGUUCUUCUAUGACACUUAUAUGACAGUGCCGCAAUACGUACAAUGGGCCGCGUAAAAAUUAUUUUGCAAAAAAUGUAGGUAUAGUAACAUGAUUCUAUGAGAUCAGGUUGUUUCUUGCUGCCUUAAGUGUGCUGAGCUCUGAAGACAUUUAAAUGUGGUUCCACUGUCCUUUCGCAGAAAUGAUGGUGUAGGACAGAAAUUCACAUCCAUUUUCCUAUAAAUGCCAUGUCAACAUAUUUUAUUUUUGUUACAAUUAGUGUGUUAAGUCUAAAACAUGCCAUUAUUAAAGAGUCCAAAUGUAUAAAGGAUUAAAAAUAUAUAUAUCUUUAUGUAAUCCCAGUUGAGCUGGGAUCGCUUGAAUCAAAAGCACAAAUCUGAUGCGUCGCUUUGCUAGCAUGCUGUUUUUACGUUGCGAUAUGUGUGCGUGCACACGGAAUCUGUCAGUUUUCGCUCCUGUGCACCAGUGUUCGUGUAGUCAAAUUUCAUUAAUCCUUUUCUUUUUGGUUUGCUAAGUGGGUUUUGCACAGUUGAAAAGGUGAUUGUAAAUAUUCAAGUCUUGCACAGCCAGGUAAAGAUGCACUCUGCGCAGUUGGUAUUCCAUUUCUGCUCUUAUAGUCUAGCAUUAUGCUCUUGUAAUUUACAAAGAAAAAAGCAAACCAGCAAACCUGUCCGAACCUUGUAUGUCUUGUAAUGACUGGUUAUUAUACAGAGCUCUAUACCAUCCAGUGAGAGGUGAAGUGUUUUUAAAUCUCAGAAAACUUUAGUGUCAAUUUACUGUUUAAGGGUGCAAAAAUGAUCCAAAACGGUUAUCUUUACAAUGCAUCAGAGCCCAACCACAUCCUACAUUAUGCUGUUACAAUUCCUAGCUUGCAGUUUUAAAAUACAGUAGACCUCAAAUGUAUUUGGACACUUAAGCCACACUUGAACAAAUAUUAAAUUGGUAGAGAUGGUGUUAAUAACGCAAAGAUCAUGGGUUUGAUUCCCACAGAACAUACGAACUGAUAAAAUGUUCUGUAUACCUAAAAUACACUGUAAGGGUGCCGUUCACACCAAAGAUGUUUUUGCGUCCAUCUGCACUGUAGAAUAGUUUUUCUACAUAAACAAGCGCUAGAUGGAUGUCUUUGACCGUAUGAGCGUUUUUCGCAGGAGCGCCAAAUUGUUAAAUGUGUCAAGUUAAAACGAACUUCAACUUUUAAAAACCUUUUCUGUUUUUUUUUUUUUCCCAUUGUGAUGCAUCUAACUUUUUUUUUUUUUUUUUUUUUUUUUUUUUGUGCAAAAACGCAAUCAGGUCUGAACGGCCCCCAAGCUUGUGCUAAAUUUAUAAAAGUAAAGGUAUUUUUUUGCAUCAGAUAACAAAUCAAAAGAAAACAGAUAGAAAAUGAUCAAACUAUGUGACAUUUAUUUUAAAGAAAGAUGGCACAAGCACACUUUAAGCAAAACAUUUAAGAAAAAUACGUUUGUUAGGUUUUAAUUGAUAAAACAUUAUAUAUAGUGUUGAAAAUGAAAGCAACAAGUAUUUGGACACUUUCUUUGUGGAAUGUGUCUAUAAUGAACUACAUCUGUGUUUACUUGGGGUAGACUGACUUAAUGUGUAUAUAUACACCAAAAAUAAACUUAAGAGCAGUUGGUUAAAAGAGGUUAGAUCUGAGAAAAGGUCUAGCAUCAUUUGUUUGCAGAUGCCACUUAGUUUGAUAUGUUGCUAUCUUAUGCAAAACAUUAAUACAUUUAUAAAUGAGACAUAAGUAUCCAAAUACUUUGGGGGUUACUGUAAAUCACUUCCAAUGUCAUGUUUAACUGUGAAAGACUUUCAUUUGAGAAUAUUUUAAGAGUUUGCACAUGUUUACAGUAACUGAAUCUCUGUUAGCUUGGUGUACAUGGUAAGGAGGUACAAAGUGUUAAAUACAACUAUGCUAUACAGUAGGUGCUAUAGGUGAGCUCAUCGAAAAGCUUUGUACUGACAUAAGAUCAGGCCUUUACCACAUCCAACCUCACCUUGUGGUUCAAACUGAUCACCACAUGCAAAGUAACACAUUCUUACUGCCACUAUAGUUUUACAAAGCUUUCCUUUUUCUCUUUUAAUUCAGGUAACUGCUUUUAAUUCCUUAGCACUUCAACAGUGCCAUGUGUGUAACUUUCAAACUCUGUGACUCUGUGCCUGAUUCUUUGCUUGUCAAUCAUUAGUCCUGUUCAUUGUGAAAUUACUCAUGAAAAACACCAUUAGUAAGAAGCGCAGUAUAGUUUUUGAACUGCCUAACUGUCCCGAACCUCAAAACAAACAAAUAUUGAUUGUCUAUGGUACAUCAUGAUUUUUUUUUUUCUCUCUCUCUCCAUGUUAUGGCUAACACAUCUCUCGAUGAGCACAUAACAUUGAACUGCUUUGAAAAUGUUUCUUUUGAGGUGGAACAUUUGUUGGUAGAUGUUUUAUAUUUUGUACAUUUGUAAGUAACAUAUCAUGUAAAUAGAAAGAGACCACAAUUUAAAUCAUUUGGGGGAUUUUGUAGUCUUUGUAAAGCCCUUAAUAAAUGAUAUUUGGUGUCACCCGAG